GUGGUGGCUGGAGCCGCAGCCUGCCACUGUGGCGGAAUCGAGAGCCUGAAGAUCUCAUAGAGAAACCGACUCAACAGGGGGAGCGUCAACGUUUCCUGCUCGAUUUGCUGCUGCAAGUGCACAAACCUUUGCUCCAUCAAGAGCUGAUAGCCAUGGGUAGUCGUCUCAACCAGGAACCAAGUGAUUACCAAGAGGGUGCCAUGCUGCGUCUCAAAGACUUCCUGGAUAGUGUACAUGAGAAUAAAGUCCCGCGGCCCUUUGGAAUCUUCAGUCAGCUGGAUAAGAAGAUGCCCGAGCACCUGUUGGGCGUCUAUCGGUUUCUGGCCCUCGCCACGGAUUGGUACUCAUUCCAGCGAAACGCAUGCUAUGCCAGAAUACACUUUCAUCCCAUUCUCUUUGUGAAUGCCUUGCAAUUGGCAGUGGAGGAACGGGAGGACACUAAGGACUUGAGACUGCCAGCCAUGUAUGAAGUGCUGCCGCAACUGUACUUCGAGAAGGAGGUGAUACUGGCUGCCGAGGAGGUGGUCUGGCAGCAAUUAAUUCCCACUAGGACUGUCAGUCCCAAGUGCAGUUGGAUGGACAUCCUCCGGGGGUGUCACAGUUACAGGCGACCUUUGGACAAAGAGGAACUAAUGCCGGCGGAUCCAGUAGUCAUCGACGAUGAGAGGAAAGUGGCCCAUCUCAGCUUUGAUGUGCAGCUGAACUCUUACUGGAACAAUCUGGUUAAUCGGUUGAUUAUCUCAAUGGAGGAGUGGAAGGAGUCGGAAGGGCAUGAGCGGAUUAUAGACGGGGAUCGGCUGAUGGCAUUUAGGGGAGCAACCGAUGAACUCCGAUUUGGAUAUCAAUUGCAAAAUGGAUUAUAUUCUAAGUUCCCUCAGUUAUUUUACUACAGUAUCGAGCAAUUCGUGGCGGCCUCAAUGAUGGAAGACGUUGCCACCGGCCAAAGAUCAAUGGAGCUGAUUGAUCCUCCGCUAAUCACAACUGGGGGUGUUCCCUUUAAAGCCACUUCCAUGGACAAAGAAGGUGUGAGCCGUAUGCUUAGCCUAAUUAUUGAAAAUCUGCAGGCACAGAUCAACGAUGCAGUGAGCAACGACUUCAACUCUUCUGACAAUAUCUUUGUUGCUCAGCAUUUGAUGGCCUCGAGGUAUCUAUCUAUCUGUCGGGACUUGAGUCUGGCCAUAAAUGAACGUGCGACAAGUCAACCCAACAUGCUGGGGUUGGCCACAGCCAACCUGAGAGAUCCCAUCUUUCGAUCACUGCUCUUUCGCCUGAAUAGGCUGGUGUCUAGCUAUGAAGUGCCAGCGCCCUCCGGCAGUCCGUUGCAGAAGCCAUCAUUGGAAGCGAUUUCUUUCAGCCGGAUGAACACAUUUGAACAGAUUGUCGACACGGAUCUCAUCAAUCUAAUGGACCAACAGCUGCUCCAAACGCAGCGUAAUAACUUGAAAUCUUUACGACGUCGUCUUGUGGCCCGUCAACGUCGUCUCAAUCAUGGCAACUUUCAUAUAGCCCUUGAGGUGUCGGCUCCAGCCGAGAUGUUGGUACAAACAGACCUCUAUCUGGCUCUUCGGAAUCAGUCAAGGCCACGACUGCAUCUGGAUGGGUUUGUCAGCUCUUUGAGAAAGGGAAUCAACGUAUUCCAACGAAAUUUUUCAUCAUCCUCGUAUGGAAGUAGUCCCACAGUCAGUGAGCUCUAUGAGACCAAUUUCCGAACUUCAGAUGGUACCCGCUCUUAUGGGCUUCCUUCACAUCUCCGGGUGCCACGGGGAACAAGAGAGGGCCUGAAACUUCAAUUGAUCAUAGAGCUUACUGAACCAGGCCUAGAAAAUGAGUGGUCUGGGGCUAUGCUGCACAAGGCGGCCAGGGAUGUGGUAAUCUUUCAUCAUUAAGCAAUCAACGAUUAAUCUGUAAUAUAUGCUAAGUGUUUGUUAAUGAAUUGAAUGCCAA
Messenger RNA from Drosophila persimilis, 1944 nucleotides. RefSeq names its product fat-body protein 1. The transcript has 2 exons. The record is from RefSeq and is a predicted model, not a curated record. The coding region runs from base 153 to 1886 and encodes 577 amino acids. Lineage: Eukaryota; Metazoa; Arthropoda; Insecta; Diptera; Drosophilidae.